Cephus cinctus (wheat stem sawfly) is the source of this 5658-nucleotide messenger RNA. Its product is annotated as visual system homeobox 2. The record is from RefSeq and is a predicted model, not a curated record. Bases 2127 to 3446 code for a protein of 439 amino acids. Gene Ontology annotation, biological process: regulation of transcription by RNA polymerase II. Gene Ontology annotation, molecular function: sequence-specific double-stranded DNA binding; DNA-binding transcription factor activity, RNA polymerase II-specific. Gene Ontology annotation, cellular component: nucleus. Lineage: Eukaryota; Metazoa; Arthropoda; Insecta; Hymenoptera; Cephidae. The transcript is spliced from 7 exons.
UCAUUCCUUGCACGAUCACCCCCGUCAGGAGCUCAGUUGCCCACCGCCGCGACGCCAACACGGUACGCACUUCAGCAUCUCGCAAGCCCCGUUGACUCACCUCCACGCGUUCUCAGCUUCUACCUAUUUGCUGACCCCGAGCGACUCCUUGACCCUUGCGCUUUUUCGGGAUCUUCGUAGAUUCGUGCGAGUCGUCGUCUCGUGUGCUACGGUGCUCAACGGUAUGGUGAUAUUGACCUGAAAAAAAAAAUAGAAGAGAUAACGGAGGAUCAAGGAGAAAAACGUUUUGAGGAGAGAAAGAGGAAACGAGAAGAAAAAAAUUUAAAAAAAAACAGAAGAGGGUAAACUACUAUUGGAUGAUGAUAAAGUAAUGGCUUUGCAUACCUGAUUGACAAAUUUUCCAAGAUUUCAUUCAGUGAUAAGGGAAGACGUCGGCUUAUGUGAUAUCGCUACGCAUCCUGGGAGCCCCGCGACCCUGCUGCUUGCUGAAGGCACUCUUCAAAGACGUAUCGGAAGACAAAGAAAGGGAGCGCAUCCUCUGGUUCAUCCUAUGUCACUUAUUGAAUUUUCGUUUUGUUAUUCUGGUGUGGCUGGCUGCUGGUAGAAAGAUACGCCUAGAUGGGGCACCGUUCUCAACCAUAAUUUACAGUGUGCUUGGUAAUUAUACGAAGGAUUAGGCCUCGGUGUCCGUGUCUCCUUAUUUCGAUUGCUAAGGAGCACGCGAGAAAAGAGAAGGCAGCUCAUUGCGAUACCGUUAACGACCAAACAAGAAAAGUCAAAGAAAGGGUACAGUUAAAAAAUUUCUUGGAGUAGCUGUCGAGCAGGCUCAUCGUUCUUUGGAACACGUGGGAUAUGUCAGGAUUUACUCUGGGAUCUUGUUGCCGAUAAAUCACUUAUUCGAAUAAAGAAUAAAGAAAGUAUAGUUACCAUGGUUUGGAGUUAUUGAGAACAAGCUAAAGCUCCAUCCCCGGCGGUGUCCUUAACAGGAAGGCUGCGUUUCAUAAGAAUAAACUCGAACGAUUGAAACUGAUCGUAGGGUCUUCAAAUAACUACUAAUAAUUUCGUACCUGAUUACAACGAACUUCUUCGCAGUCACCGAAAAGAGAAGCAAAGUCCUGAACUUGCGUUUAGGUAUACAAACGUAGCCAAGUGAGGAACAAAUACAGGAGCAACAUCAUAACGCGCUCGGGUUGCCGUCGCUAGUUGAAGACUAGCCGAAGGAUUUCUCGAAAGCGGCCGUCGGUACCAAAGUCACUGGAUUUCAACAGUCCGUCGCUGACAUUCCAUCGAAGAUAAGUCGAAUUUUCAUAAAAAUAAUAAUUUUAUCACGGCUUGUCCUUGCCUACUGGUCGUUCUCGUGAUAAGAGUCUAAAACCAUUAGAUUAUGGAGAUUUAUGAAAAUACCUAGGACCAUUGAUGGUCCUCCACAGAGAAUCACGGAGAAAUAGAGUUAUCAAUAUAUGUUAUCGGGUUAUAUCAGAUAAAAGUAAGGGGUCAGAGUAUCAACAAACAUACCUAGUUCUACCAGAGACUAGUUUUGGAAAUUAUAAAUAUUCAAGUCUCAUACGGAUACACGCCAAAGCGUCGGCAGCCAUUACCAGACUGCGUGUACGUUACAAGGGUAAUUUCCGAGGGCCUACAAAUUUGCAAGAAUCUACACUUUUGCACUGCUGAUUACCAUGAGUGUUCUCCGGUGAGUUCAAAGUGGGACCAGGUAGUAGAAAAGAGGUUCGCGUCAUCCUUAACGAAACAAGUAGAUAAACGACAAAGUCCAGGAAUCAACGGUGCAGAAUUACGUUAGAAUAUUUUGCAAGGUUUUGCAUUAUUUUGCAAGCAGAAAAAAAGUUAUAUCGAAUCUAAAAAGGUCCAGUGUCGUUCUCGAUGAGAAUCGCCCCAGCGUAUUACGAUCUACGUGAGUUCCAUUAAGAAGCAAGAUCAGACAGAUCAAUAUCCACAAAUCAGCGAUCAUCCAAUCGACUGUGCACGCACCUUUAAACAUCGAGUAAAGUGUUUUGGUGGUGGUUGUGGUGGUGCGAGAAAUUGAACGCCAGCUCGCGUGUACUUAUCCGCGUGAUAAGCGAUGAUAGUUUGAGUGUCAAGGACUCGUGGUCGAAGAAGAGUCCAAGAUGCCGCAGCGAUCGCCAUUCGCGAUCAAGGAGCUGCUGGGUCUGAAUGGAGGAAGUGGAAAUGGCAACGGUGGUAGCGAUCUGGGAUCGCCGCAAGGUUCACCCCCAGCGGGAGUAUCGGCAGUGUCUUAUGCGCCGACUGCCCCCCAUCACAAACUUUGGGACUAUAUGCCCAGCCUAACUAACCACCUAGGGAAUUUAGGCAAUCUAGGGAAUCUGGGUAACCUGACGGCAUCACGGAUGGCAUAUUUGAACGCCCAGGCAGCAGUUGCAGCGGCAUUUCUGCCGCCACCUCAUCCUCACCCUGCGCAUCACGUCGCGCAUCACCAGGUCCAUCAACCGGGUCAGCUUUCGGCUUCGCCAGGAGUUAACGUACAUCCGGCUGCGCACGCGCAACACGUACUUCCGGGCACGUCUGUCGCUGCGAAUCAUCAUCAACACAGCCCAAGUCAACACACACCCCCUCACGGAUUUUCACAGUCGAAGAAUACCUUUUCGAACACGAGUCCUGGCGUCGGGCAUAAUAUCGAGUCGGGCAAAGACUUCACAGUCGACGGACUUCCUGGUUACAGUAAAAAGAAGAAGAAAAAACGUCGUCAUAGCUCCAGGACGAUCUUCACGUCCCAGCAGCUGGAGGAGCUGGAAGCAGCCUUCAAGGAGGCCCAUUAUCCGGACGUCUACGCCCGUGAGAUGCUCAGCCUUCGAACGGAUCUUCCCGAGGACAGGAUACAGGUGUGGUUUCAAAAUCGAAGAGCAAAGUGGCGCAAAACGGAAAAGUGCUGGGGCAGAAGUACCAUAAUGGCGGAAUAUGGACUCUACGGUGCCAUGGUGCGGCAUUCUCUGCCGCUGCCGGAGACCAUCUUGAAAAGUGCCAAGGAAAAUGAAUCUGUCGCACCCUGGUUGCUCGCGCAAUCGUCUAAGACAAGCAGCUUUAGCCAAGAUUUCGAAAAUAAUCAAGAACUGAUUGACUGUGGGCCCGUAGGGAUGCACCGAAAGUCGAUCGAGGCGGCGGAGCAUCUCAAGUCGGGGGGUGAGGAUAGUGGAAAUGACCAUACCGGAAGCGGAAGCAGCCCUCACCACAACCACCACCAGGGAGGACCAGCCAGCUCUGAGAGUGGACAGGAAAGCCAAGACGGAAUGGGACCUUCCUCCUCCACAGGCGUCCAGGACACCGAACAACUCAGAAACGAGAGCAUCGCGUGUCUCAGGGCAAAAGCUCAGCAGCAUCAGCUGCAACUGAGCUUGCAGCCCUCGACUGGACCCGGAAACACGUCAUAUCCGCCGGCACCGCAAACGAGCACGCUCCACGCUUCGGUUUAAUCCGAAACCUUCAUGGAUGGAAAAAAAAGCUCCGAGCUUUUUCUUCCUCACCAAGAUCCACUCGACGAACCAGAAUUGCGAUGAUCACCAGGGUUACCUCUUUAUGGGUGGGAUCAGAGGGCACCUCCUGUCACAAGGAUAUCUCGAGUAUUCUUGAUCGCGCCCAUCCGAAUGACGGAAGCGAUCGAAAUUCCAUUAACCCCAAGAAAAAAUGCGAUGGAUCCUCCAUAUUUUAAGAGUCUCGUCUCAUCGAGACGGAAGCGUUAAGACUUUAUGGAUCGCAUGGACGACCAAAUAUGAGAUUCUUAUAUAAAUAACAAAGAAAUCCCAAUUCUACUUAAAAUAAUUAAGGAGCGACCUAAUCCUCGCAAGGGCAUUUGCGUCGGCGCUGAAAAUUAAAAAAAUAUCCAAGUAGGCGCGACGUUCGAUUUCUCGAUCUACCGAUCGAACCAGAACGGGUAUCUAUGUCCUUUCUAGACCUAAAAGAUGUACGCGACGGCAUCGUCGACUUCGCGUGUCUCAAAAGUGCACGUUAAACGAAUCGAAAUAUUUCAACGAACAGUCGACUCCUAAUUCACGUCGUUCGUGCAUACGACGAGUCGGAAAGAACGAAAGAAACAAUGUACCUAAAUGGAUAGUCCCAAUCAACGAAAGGAGACCUCUGUUCGCGAGGUCCAAAUCGAUAAUUAACGAACCGAAGAUAGUAUUCCUUUUUUGUCUUAUUUCCUUAUUCAAGUCAGUCGAAUAGUGUAAAGUCGCAUCGAAACGGCUGAGCAUCUAAGUAUGCCCGUCUUGAGGUCAAAAGUCUUCAGCCUGUAGGAACGAACGAAUCACAUAUAAUUUUCACUGUACUUAGAAAGCGUAAGGGGCAGAACGUGUGUUUAUGUACGUAGGAACGAAACUGGUUAUAAAACAUGUGCAUCGCACGGUAUGCAGAAGCUUCAAUGCAACGACAGAAGGUAAAACGAUUGAAUACGAUUAAGAGAGGAAAUAAGAAAAAGCAACGACCUACUUACAAUUAGAUGUUAGAUCGCUUCGCUAGUGAACGGCCCAUUGUGCCGGACUGUUAUAAAACGGAAAUAACGAAGACCGCCUUCAGACUUGACAAUGGAUAACUAGUCGCAACGAAUGCUAUACCUAGUGACGAGAGACACAUCGAAUCGAUUGGAAAGGACCUAGUGACUUUAUCGAAUUUCUCAAGAUAUAUUAGGAGAGCCCGUUGCGCGAGAAUGAUAUAAGUGAAGAAAAAAUAAAUAUAUAUAAUGUGUUGCGUUCUGAGAAUCGAAGAAAGAAAGGAAGAGGAUGAAGUGAGAAGUGCAUUUAAUAAGAACGUAUGGCUGCGCGUAUGCAUGUACUGAGUGAUUGAAGGUGAUGCGUGCGUGAAGGAAGAAAGAAUAAAAAAAAAGAGAAGAGUAUAGGAAAUGGUAAAAGGAAACUGCGAAUUGCGAAAGAGGACACAAGGUGUUGGUAAGCAUGAUGAAAACUUGAAAAGAAAUCUUAGCGAACACUUCCUAUACCUAAGUACUUAAAAGACGUAACUGUUGUCAAAUGUGCAAUAUAUCGAUAUAAGUUGUAGUACUAAGGCAUUAUACUUUAUUAAUUGAUACCGAGUGGCUCGGAGAGUCAUGGUGCUCUUGGAUUUUGAUAAAUUAACAAGCCAAUCUUGGAGUUCCCUGUCCCUUUGGUCCACUGUAUAUAAAUAUAUAUAUAUGUAUAUGUAGUCACUUCGCGUUAAGUCGGAUGAACUUGUGUAAAUUGUCUAACACGUGGUUUAGAUUAAUUAUUAUUACGUUGCUCGUGACGGACACGACGGACGCAACGAAGCGUUUUGAUUUCGCGCGAAAAAUUAUUGUGACGAUGACGCUUCGGUGCAGUCGGUAAAUGGAGCUUAGAAUUUACUGGAUGAUCCUUCGAACGUGACAAAUUGGUUAAGCGCUGAUGAAAUCGUUUAUGACGGCAGCUAACUUCAGAAUUUCACCGUUUUAACGCGAACGGACUCUAGAUUAUACACGUAAUGUAACGCAGUAUAAUUUAAAAAUCAAUUACGGAAAAAAGUAACCAUAUGUUCUUCAGAAAAAAUAAAUAAUUCAAAGAAACCGCUGUUAUUGUGAAGAUACUUACGGACUGUUCGGAUCUCAUGAAAAUUACAUACGUCCGAGCUUCCCAAACGCAUGCAUAGUUGUCGACUAGUGUACGAAAAAAAAAAAAUAAA